CGCCGGCUCUCUUCCCUCCCCACGAAUCGGAAUUUCUCCUCUCCCGCCGCCACCCCACCCCGCCCCACCUCCGCCGUGACGCUUCCUCCUGGAUCCACCGAUUCGCGGCUUCGAUUCCCUUCAUUUGGACUCCCGCGUUAGGACUAGCUGGGGCUGCCGGAUCCAUCGGCCGAGCAUGGAGCCUUCAGCACAGGGAGAGCCCUCUACUUCUGCAUCGGUUGACGAUAGCCAAUCAGUCAAUAGGGCUGAAGAUUUACAACUCUUCCCCACUAUCCCAGCAUUAAACCAAGCUGCGUCCAAUCUUGCCGAAAUAGCUUCAUAUUUUACCCAGUGCCUCCCAGUGCCUGGUUAUGCAGGAAUACCCGAGGAAGGCCAAGAACUAGCAAUACUUCCGCCUGUCUCGACUUCUGGCAGGCCUGCUCUUCAGACUUCUUCUGCGGAGUUGGAUGGCAGUAGCUUGUCUACCACUGAAAUAAAUAUCAGUGGAAGUACCUCUCAGGAAACCUCAGGGCAGAUGGCACCAUUUGGUGUUUUUCAGAAUGGAGCUUCACUAUUUCAAGGUCUCGUAGACCGUGCUCGGAAAACUGUACGUGGUUCAGCAGAUGAUAUUGGAUGGCUCCAGCGUAUUCAAAGCUUACCUUCAACUGAGGAUGGGACGACCAGAUUUUUGGAGAUUCUUGACUCUGUGAGAAAAAAUGAGCACAAGCUACCUGAUUCGGUGGUGUAUUUGUUAGUUCCAGGUUUAUUUAGUAACCAUGGGCCACUGUACUUUGUGAAGACAAAAGCAUACUUCUCUAAGAUGGGUCUGGUUUGUCACAUUGCCAAAAUUCACAGUGAGUCUUCAGUAAGUAAAAACGCAAGGGAGAUAAAGGAAUACAUUGAAGAAAUAUACUGGGGAUCAAGGAAACGUGUGCUGCUUCUUGGUCAUAGCAAGGGUGGUGUGGAUUCAGCGGCAGCUCUGUCACUCUACUGGCCACAACUGAAAGACAAGGUUGCAGGUCUGGUAAUAGCUCAAAGCCCAUACGGAGGAAGCCCAGUCGCUUCAGAUAUCCUGAGAGAGGGGCAACUUGGUGACUAUGUCAUGUUACGCAAAGUUAUGGAGAUUUUGGUUUCCAAAGUCCUCAAGGGUGAUUUGCAGGCCCUGGAAGAUCUGACAUACGAAAGGAGGAAAGAAUUUCUGUCGCAGCACCCGUUGCCCCCCGAGGUUCCAGUCGUAUCAUUCCACACAGAGGCAAGCAUCACCCCAAGUGUACUGACAGCCCUCUCUCAUGUCGCACACGUGGAGCUCCCAGCCACUGCCGGCAACCCUGCGAGGAUCCCGGUCGUGAUGCCGCUUUCAGCUGCACUAGCAGCAUGCUCACAGGUGCUGGUGGCAAGGUACGGUGAGAAGAGCGACGGUCUUGUGACAAGGAAGGAUGCCGAGGUUCCUGGAUCACUGGCGGUCCGACCAGAGCGGAAGCUGGACCACGCGUGGAUGGUGUAUUCUUCGAUGAACGAGGAGCCCGGAGAUCAGGCAGACACGUCGCAGGUGUGCGAAGCCCUGCUGACUCUGCUCGUCGAGGUUGCGCAGAAACGGAGGCAUGAGUCAGCCAUGAAAGACGAAUAAGGAACAUGUUAGAGCUGUCCUGGUAGAUUUAUGUAACUGUAGAUUGACUAGGUUGUUGGCUUUAGGGAACUGUGUUUGGAAACCAGAUCCUAUCAUCCUAUCAUUUGUUGAAAACUGGUUCUGGUCUUCUGGUUAAGGAAAGGGAAGUGUUUUUUUUUUUUUUUGAGAUCAGGAAAGGGAAGUGUCAAUAAUCAGUACACGUGUGAUCUGCCCGUCACACUUGUCCAACUGUCCAAGUAAGCUUUUUUGUACGUC
Lolium perenne is the source of this 1861-nucleotide messenger RNA. RefSeq lists its product as uncharacterized. Gene Ontology annotation, biological process: lipid metabolic process. NCBI's taxonomy places the organism in Eukaryota, Viridiplantae, Streptophyta, Magnoliopsida, Poales, Poaceae. The record is from RefSeq and is a predicted model, not a curated record.